AUGGCGGCGCAUGGCGGGCACGGCCGUGUGGUGCCUCCUCCUGGCAAGAAGGCGAAGGCACAGCCAUCGAAGCUUCCCGUGGCCAUACUCACGGGGUAUCUUGGUGCUGGAAAGACAACGCUCCUCAACUACGUGCUCCAUGAGCAGAGGGACAAGAAGCUUGCCGUGAUCGAGAACGAGAUCGGUGAAGUCAGCAUCGACGAUGCGCUAGUGGAGCAAAAGCAUGACGACCUUGCCGAGGAGCUCGUGUUGUUAGACAACGGAUGUAUAUGCUGUACAAUUCGUGGUGACCUUCAGAAGACUCUGAAGGACCUUGCGGCGAAGGUGCAGAGAGGCCAGAAGCUGGAUGGCGUCCUGAUCGAGCUGACUGGCGCAGCGGACCCAGCUCCUGUGGUACAGACGUUCAUGGUCGACGAG
This is a messenger RNA of Prorocentrum cordatum, 417 nucleotides long. Lineage: Eukaryota; Dinophyceae; Prorocentrales; Prorocentraceae. The record is from the annotation of a GenBank genome assembly.